CAGAAACCAGGACAAUCCAUCCUGACGCUGCGUGUGUGAUGAACUGCUUGUCGCACGUUUCGUCAUACACAACCGCCAUUUUCAGGAGGAAGGGUCGUUUCGUGGCGACGAGUUUUCUGUACAGACCUUGCUCGUGGAAAAGAAAAUUGGACCUUUCGUGUGGGGUUAAGUGCAUCAACUUAGAAUCAACGAUAUUCCAUGUUCAGCUCUACUCGUCUCGAAGCAAAGCCAGCAGCAGCAUCAGCAGCAAGACGACGUCGUCUCGUUCACAGAGGAAGUCAGAAGCUGAACCGGUUGUGGAGCUGGAAAAAGAUGCCUUCUAUGUAGUGCGCAAAGGAGAUAUUGUUGGUGUUUAUAAGAGUUUCAGCGAUUGUCAGGCUCAGCUUAGUUCUUCGAUAUUUGAUCCUCCGGUUAGUGUGUACAAAGGAUACUCUUUGCCUAAGGACACUGAAGAGUAUCUUGGUUCAUGUGGACUCACGAAUGCCAUUUACACAAUCGCGGCUGCAGAUUUGAAGGAUGAUAUUUUUGGCAAGCUUAUGCAUUGCCCUUUUCAAGAUCCAGCAUCUUUGCAAGGUGGAGCAUCUGUCACAGAUGCGCUCAAAAAGAGAUCCCAUGAAGUGCCUGCAUCAGAUAAUUUGGAAGUAAUUUGUUCACCUUCCAUAGCAGAUGAUCCAUUGAGAAAGCAUGUCAAGAUAGAUCAUUCCACUCAAUCAUCACCCUUAGAUUCUGGCUUCUGUACUCUUGAGUUUGAUGGUGCAUCAAAAGGAAAUCCUGGACUAGCUGGUGCUGGAGCUGUGCUGCGAGCUGAUGAUGGAAGUUUGAUCUGUAAACUUCAUGAAGGUCUGGGUGUUAGAACCAAUAAUGUUGCUGAGUACCGAGCUCUGAUUCUGGGGCUAAAAUAUGCUCUUAAGAAAGGUUUUACUAAGAUUCGUGUCAAAGGUGACUCCAAACUCGUCUGUAUGCAGGUGCAGGGGUUAUGGAGGGUCAGAAACCAGAACAUGUCUGAUUUGUGUGAAGAGGUGAAGGAACUGAAGGAUAAAUUUCUCUCCUUUGAGAUCAGUCAUGUUCUCAGGGAACUCAAUUCUGAGGCAGAUGCUCAAGCAAACUUGGCAGUCCGUCUUAUGGGUGAGGCUUUCAAAUCUGACACUGCUGCUGAUGCUGUUGAUCUUGGUGAUGAAGAAGAAGAUGAUGUACCCAUCUACUCUAACCCAACUGCUACGUCGGGGGUUAAGCCCGUGAUACCCACUCUUCUUCAGCCACGCGUUGUGGUCUACGAUGGGGUCUGCCAUCUCUGCCAUGGAGGGGUGAAGUGGGUGAUUAAAGCAGACAAGUACAGGAAGAUCAAAUUCUGUUGCCUUCAAUCGGAGACUGCUGAGCCUUAUUUGAGAUUGUGUGGUCUUGAUCGAGAGGAUGUUCUUCGUCGCUUUUUGUUUGUUGAAGGCCCGGGGCUAUACCAUCAAGGCUCUACGGCUGCACUGAAAGUAUUGUCAUACUUGCCUCUCCCUUACUCUGCUUUAAGCGCAUUCAUGGUCAUCCCAACUCCUCUGAGAGAGAUUGUCUAUGAUUAUGUUGCCAAACGGCGCUAUGACUUCUUCGGCAAAUCUGAAGAUUGCUUAGUCUUGCAAGAGAAAGAGUUGCUGGAGCGUUUCAUUGAUAGGGAAGAGAUAAUGUAUCGAGCUCGACCAGAUUUUUAAUUAGCUCCCAUAGAGCUAGCUAUCAUCACCUAAGUUUUGGUUAUAUGGUUGAUGUAAAGAAAUGAAAUAAAAUAUAUCAUUCUGUAUACAAUGUGGCUAUUUUGAUUACAACAGUUCAGUCAUA
Molecule: messenger RNA, 1818 nt
Organism: Prunus avium (sweet cherry)
Lineage: Eukaryota; Viridiplantae; Streptophyta; Magnoliopsida; Rosales; Rosaceae
Source: RefSeq, a predicted model, not a curated record